Penicillium soppii is the source of this 726-nucleotide messenger RNA. RefSeq lists its product as uncharacterized. The record is from RefSeq and is a predicted model, not a curated record. The coding region runs from base 1 to 726 and encodes 241 amino acids. The transcript has a single exon. NCBI's taxonomy places the organism in Eukaryota, Fungi, Ascomycota, Eurotiomycetes, Eurotiales, Aspergillaceae.
AUGGGCAUAAUAUCUACUCUAACCCGCCGCAUGCGCAACAACCGCGUAACAAGAAGGCUCUCAACCUCAAGCACCAAGCUCGAAGAUGAAGACUCCAACGACCUAAUCAAAACAACCUGGGAAACAGCAUCCGCGACUCGCCCAAGCGUCGAAUCAACCUCAACAAUGGUCCAUCACACCCUCCAGGAUCCAGUCCUCCCAUCAGAGUCCCCAAACAGACUCCGAAUCAAAACAGACAACGUGAAUAUGCGCACAUUAUUCGACCAAACCCCAAUCUCCCCAACAGACCGCGCAAAAGAGGCCCUCUCAAAUAACGAAUAUCCAAUCUUCAAAUUGGACAUGUGUCAAUCACCCUUCCAAGCACCGAAGAAACUACAAGAUCCGCUGGAAACGAAAGACUGGCGCGGUCGAAGUGCCAGUAUCAAAAAUGGGGCUCAUAAGAGUGCGGAGUGCUCUUCUUCGACCUCGAUUGAGAAACAUGCAGUGCAGAAGAAUAAUAGAAGGUCUAUGACUGCUCUGUUGAAGAAGCACUGUGGGUUGAAUAUUCCGCGCUCGUCGCUUUCGAUUAAGAGGGGUAAUAGUCCGUCGCCGAAAUGGUUGGACUCGGCAGAUAUGAAGGAUGAGGGAGAAUUAGUGGACAUGAAGAAUGAGAAGCUUUUGGAGGUGCAUUUGCAGAAUGGGAAGAGGAAUAGUAUGUGGCAUGUCGGUUUCGGGAGGCCUUGGUAG